AGUGCUGUGCGCAGGUCAGUUACAGGCAGCACGGGCGCGCCCAGGUGCCCUCUGGCCUCCUGCUGGGGGCUUGUCGGCUGCGCCCAGCUCUGGUCUGUCUAUGGCCUGAUCCUCCUGCUUUGCUAGCACAUUACCUGCCGCUGCGACGUCCGUCCUGCAGCGUCCUAACGCUGCUCAGGUAAAGGAGGUCGUCAGCGCUCUUGCCACGAGGAUCCAGGAAGGAUGCAGUUAAAAAACAAAACGGCCAAAUCGUCCACACGCUGAAGCCAGGACUGUGAGUAAGCAGAUGGAUCACACUCCAGUGACACAUCCAGAGCGUGGAGGACGUGGAUUCUCCUUGAGAAGAAGCUGAGUGAGAUAGAAUGCACACGGGUUCCGUGUGCAUGUGUCCAGGCCACCCUGAGACGCCUCCGCUCUCCCACCGUUGGGUCCCUGUGCAGCUGACUCUGCCCGGGCAGCUGCCUCCUCAUAGGUCACUCACAUCUGCGCGCUGUGCUCCCUGUGUGCCUCGUGACCUUGAAGAAUCUGUGUUGGACACGUUUCUCUAGACUUCUACAGAGCUCCUGGAACUGAACCGAACGUCGCUAUUUCACAGCCCGUUUGGAUUUCUCGACCUGCAGGCAAUGCUGCUGGACGACUACCAGGAGCGACUCUUCGUGGGCGGCAGGGACCUCCUGUAUUCCCUCAGCUUGGACCGGCUCAGCGACGGCUACAGGGAGAUACACUGGCCGAGUGCAGCACCAAAAAUAGAGGAAUGCAUCAUGAAAGGAAAAGACGCAAGUGAGUGUGCAAAUUACAUUCGAGUUUUGCAUCACUAUAACAGGACCCACCUUCUGGCCUGCGGGACGGGAGCUUUCGACCCCCUGUGUGCCUUCGUCAGAGUCGGAUACCACUCGAAGGACCCCCGGUUUCACCUGGAAUCGCACCGGUCUGAGCGAGGAAGGGGCAGGUGCCCGUUCGACCCCGGCUCCUCCUUCACCUCCACUCUGAUUGGCAGCGAGUUGUUUGCGGGCCUCUACAGUGACUACUGGGGCAGAGACGCGGCCCUCUUCCGGAGCCCGGGCCAGCUGGCCCCGAUCCGCACCGAGCCCGACAACGAGCGCCUGCUGAAAGAACCAAAAUUUGUAGGGUCCUAUAUGAUUCCCGACAAUGAAGAUCGAGACGACAACAAAGUGUAUUUCUUUUUUACUGAGAAGGCCCUGGAGGCGGAACACGGAGCCCACGCGAUUUACGCCCGCGUGGGACGCCUCUGCGUGAACGACGCGGGCGGGCAGAGGAUCCUGGUGAACAAGUGGAGCACCUUCCUGAAGGCGAGACUGGUUUGCUCGGUGCCAGGAGUGAACGGGAUUGACACGUACUUUGAUGAACUCGAGGAUGUGUUUUUGCUGCAGACCAGAGAUCAUAAAAACCCAGUGAUAUUUGGACUCUUUAACACUACCAGUAAUAUAUUUAGGGGGCAUGCGAUCUGUGUCUAUCACAUGUCCAGCAUCCGGGAAGCCUUUAACGGGCCGUACGCCCACAAGGAAGGACCUGAGUACCACUGGUCACUCUACGAAGGAAGAGUCCCUUACCCAAGACCUGGCUCUUGUGCCAGCAAGGUGAACGGAGGGCGGUACGCGAGCACCAAAGACUACCCCGACGACGCCGUCCGCUUUACCAGGGGCCACCCCCUCAUGUACCAGCCCAUAAAACCUGCCCACAAGAAACCCAUACUGGUCAAAACAGACGGGAAAUAUAACCUGAAGCAGAUCGCGGUGGAUCGGGUAGAAGCGGAGGACGGCCAGUACGACGUCUUAUUUAUCGGGACAGACAAUGGAAUUAUACUGAAAGUCAUCACAAUUUACAACCAGGAAACAGAGUCCAUGGAAGAAGUCAUUCUAGAAGAACUUCAGAUAUUCAAGGAUCCAGUUCCUAUUAUUUCUAUGGAGAUUUCCUCAAAGAGACAACAGCUGUACGUGGGAGCUGCUUCGGCCGUGGCUCAAGUCAGAUUCCAUCACUGUGGCAUGUACGGGAGCGCGUGUGCCGACUGCUGCCUGGCUCGGGACCCGUACUGCGCCUGGGACGGCAUAGCCUGCUCCCGGUACUACCCGACGGGCACCCACGCGAAAAGGAGGUUCCGCAGACAGGACGUGCGGCACGGCAACGCGGCUCAGCAGUGCUUUGGACAGCAGUUCGUGGGGGACGCGCUGGGCCGGACAGAAGAGCGCCUCGCCUACGGCGUAGAGAACAACAGCACCUUGCUGGAAUGCACGCCGCGGUCUCCGCAGGUCAAAGUCGUCUGGCUCGUGCAGAGAGGGCGCGAGACAAGGAAGGAGGAGGUGCAGGCGGACGACCGCGUGCUCAAGGUGGACCUGGGCUUGCUCUUCCUGCGGCUGCACAGAUCCGACGUGGGCACCUACUUCUGCCAGACGGUGGAGCACGGCUUCGUGCACGCGAUCCGGAGCAUCAGCCUGGAGGUGGUGGCCGCGGAGCGGGUGCAGGGCAUGGUCGGCAAGGACCCCGGGGAGCGCGGGCCUGCCAGGGCGCCCUGCCCCGCGCACGCCGGCGGCCCGCCGGGAGCCAGGCCCUGGUACAAGGAGUUCCUGCAGCUGAUCGGCUACAGCAACUUCCAGCGAGUGGAGGAGUACUGUGAAAAGGUGUGGUGCGCGGACAAGAGGAGGAAGCGGCUGAAGCUGGCCCCCUCCAAGUGGAAGUUCGCCAGCCCCCAGGAGAAGAGGCCACACUCCAAGUCCGAGCACUACCGCCUGCCCCGGCACACGCCCGGCUCCUAAGCCCACCGGCCCGGCCCUGGCCUGGGCACACUCUGCGAGGAAAGAGAGAAACCAGCCCACUUCUUUGCAUUUCUCCAAAGGGAUUUCGUAGUACAGGAAUGACUGUGAAGGUAUGAAGAUAAAUUAUUCAACACACUCGCGCGAAGGGACAAAUCCCACAUAAGAUUAACCAGCUCUCUUGAACGUGUGCAUUGCUUCAUGGUUUCUAUAUUAUAUUUAUCACAAAGUGACCAUAGCUGUAGUUUUAAGUACUUGGCUGCUUUUCCGUGGCGAUGAUUAUUUUAUCCUUGGAAGAUUUAAGAUUAUUAGAAUAUUGAAGAGAGACUAGAGAAUUUCGUAAUCAUAGAAAAUAUAAAAAUAAAUAUAUUUUAAUCUUUC
Molecule: messenger RNA, 3149 nt
Organism: Oryctolagus cuniculus (rabbit)
Lineage: Eukaryota; Metazoa; Chordata; Mammalia; Lagomorpha; Leporidae
Source: RefSeq, a predicted model, not a curated record